AUGUCGGGCUUCUCAGACUUGGUUGGCAACGGCGCCGAAUGCGGGCCGGGCAACUCCAUGAACGGGCUUAUGAAGCAAUUCAACAAGGACCACUCGCUCGAGCAGGAUCGGUUUGGACCGGCGCAAGCGUCGUCGUCGAAGCAGGCGUUCCGGCAGGCGUUCCGGCAUAACGGGCCGGUGCAGUCGCCGAACAUGAUGGCCAACGAGUUCAUGAUGCAGCAAAACCGCACACAGGGCCCAGGCGCCUUCAACUUUGCCGAGAUGCACCGCGAGCUCAACACGGUGCAGGGCAAGCAGCCGGCACCGGCCGACUGGGCAGCGGACUUCCAGCGGCACCAGGGCCCUGCUAACGCCGAUUUCGAGCGCGCCUUUGCCAGGGCCGGCCCCGCGCCGAUGGUGCCCGCUGGACCGAUGCAGAUGCGCCCGAUGGCUGCCCAGCAAGGCUGGGCCGAGCAGUUCCACCACCAGCCGGCGGCGUCCCAGGCUGCUGCGGCUCCUGUGCAGCAGGAGCCCGUGGUGCGGCAUGAUCCGAUGGCCAUGGCGUUCAACGAGGCCCGCAUGUACUCGAUGAUGCCCGGGCCGGGUAUGAUGAUGCACAACAUGAUGCCCAUGCAGCAUCAGCAGCAGGUAGGUGGAACUGCUCAGCAGACCGAGGUCACCGCAGAACAGAAGCAGGCGGCCAGCGAGCCUGUGGAAAGGGCUGAUGAUGAGCUGGCGCGCACGGCAGCAAAGAUCCUGGACUCAGUGAGUGACACAGCUAAUCCUAAAUUCAGAAACUCCGAAUUCCUCUCUCUCAUGCAACAACUCGCCGACGGACAGGCCACGAUCAACGGCGACCAGGUCGUACAGACUGAAAAGGGCAAGCAGGCGGAGACCACGGCUGCGCAGGGCCCAACGUGGGCCACGGAGUUUGAGAAGCGUGCCGACGAACUGGUCAACCGCGAGGCCACCAAGGGAUCGGAGCAGACGCCGCAAGACGGUAAGAUCUUCUCGGAAGAGUUUGCGCGCGGAAUGGAGCGCAACUGGGCCGAGGAAUUCGAGUCGACGCUCGACGGUCCGCUCAACGAGACCUCUGUCAGCGGCCACCCGCAGGAUAUGGACUUCAAGCUGGAACAGCCCAGCAACGAGUUUGUCCACGGCGAAGCUAACAAGGACUGGCUGGAGCAGUUCAAGGACAACAUUCAGCCGAUGCUUAACGAGCAGGACAAGGAGUGGCUCGAGACGCAGAAGGAGUGGGAGUCGCUAAACACCAUGGAGCCGGCGUACCGCGCAACCGAUCCCGCGCUUAACAUCUACCACUUUCAGCGCGAGAACUAUUACUCGCAGAUGUCGCCAGCCGAGCUCCAGAAUACCCUGGAACACAUUCGCCAGAACCCGCAGGACGCCAGCCUUGCUGACACCAUCAUGGCGCUCGAGACGAGCGUGACGCAGAACCCACAGGACGCACAGGCCUGGCUGGAGCUCGGCUUGAAGCAGCAGGAAAAUGAGCGCGAGGAGUCUGCCAUUGCGGCACUGCGCAAAGCCAUCCAGCUCGAUCCCAACGGACUCGACGCCCACCUGGCACUGGCUGUGUCGUACACCAACGAGGGAUACCAGAUGGAUGCCUACGACGAACUGCACGAGUGGAUUGCCCACCACGACCGCUACAAGUCGCUGAUUCCCGCGACCGCACCCGAGAACAUGACCAGCGCCAAUACGCGCAAGGACUACGUGCAGGAUCUGUACAUCCAGGCAGCGCGCAUGACACCCGGCCAGGACUGGGAUCCCGAUGUCCAGGUCGCACUUGGAGUUUUGUUCAACAUCUCCACUGAGUACGACAAGGCCAUCGACUGCUUCAAGGCCGCGCUGUCCAAGCGCCCCGACGACUAUGUGCUGUGGAACCGCCUGGGCGCGACGCUGGCACACACCAACAAUAACAAGGAGGCGACUGGUGCGUACUUCCGUGCUCUGGAGCUGCACCCGAGCUUCAUCCGCGCCCGGUACAACAUUGCACUCGCGUCGUCAAACCUGGGCCAGCACCGCGAGUCCGCCGAGAACUGCCUGACUGCACUGUCGCUGCAGCAGCGCGAGAUGCAGACUCUGGACGAGAAGAGCCGCGAGGCUAAUCUGUCGGGUACUGGCUACCGGCCUGAGAGCGGUAUGAGCGCGACAAUCUGGAAUGCCCUGCAGCUCUCGAUGUACUUGCUUGGCGAGCCCAAGCUGGCGGAAGCAUGCGACCGCCAGGACCUGGAUGCAUUCCGCACCAAGUUCGACUUUUAA
Molecule: messenger RNA, 2259 nt
Organism: Linderina pennispora
Lineage: Eukaryota; Fungi; Kickxellomycota; Kickxellomycetes; Kickxellales; Kickxellaceae
Product: TPR-like protein
Exons: 2
Coding region: 1-2259 (752 amino acids)
Biological process (GO): protein import into peroxisome matrix, docking
Cellular component (GO): peroxisomal membrane; cytosol
Molecular function (GO): protein binding
Source: RefSeq, a predicted model, not a curated record